AGGAAUACUUUGUCUAAACCCUGAAGUUUUAAACCAUUUGUCUUGUUCUAUGGUUGCUCAGCUCUCUCUCUCCACUUUCACACAAACAAUUGAGAAGAAAACAUGGCAAAGGAUAGGACUAUUGGUGUGGCUAUGGACUUCUCCAAGAGCAGCAAAAAUGCUCUGAAAUGGACACUUGAUAACUUAGCUGACAAAGGUGAUACCAUUUACAUCAUCCACAUCAACCAAAACUCUCUAGAUGAGUCCCGCAACCAGCUAUGGGCCAAAUCUGGUUCUCCUCUUAUUCCUUUGCAAGAGUUCAGAGAGCCUGAGAUUAUGAACAAGUACGGGGUUCAAAUUGAUAUUGAAGUUCUUGAUAUGCUUGACACUGCUUCCAGACAAAAAGAGGUGUGUGUGUGUUUUUUUUUUAAUCAUUUUCCCUUUUCUCUGUUUUUCUCUUUCUCUGCUGAGUUUCGACAAAAUGGAAUUCAAUUUAGACAACGGCUGUUUAGGAGUGCCUAUGUGUUUUUAUUAUUGUUGUUACGCUUAUUGUUGUCUGUUCAGGUGCACAUUGUUACGAAAUUAUACUGGGGGGAUGCCAGAGAGAAACUUUUGGAUGCAAUUGAAGAUCUGAAACUGGAUUCUCUGGUUAUGGGAAGCAGGGGUCUCAGCACGAUCCAAAGGAUAAUAUUGGGAAGUGUCAGCAACUUUGUGAUGACCCAUGCCUCUUGCCCUGUGACUAUCGUCAAGGAUUCUAGCAGCAGCAAGUAAAGAAUAAAGAUGAAUCAGUUUGGCAGAGCAUCUAAAUUUCAAUUGAUCUGUUUAUUGCAUUGUACCUGAUCUAGUUGGGUCACAGUCAGUUUUCUAUGUAUUCUGGUGUUGAGGUUGAGAUUUGAGUUAUAAAUGAUGUAUGUUAUUAGCUUUCAAUCCUUGACUUUAUUGAAGGAAUAAUGUAAUUUGAGUGCCAUACAAGGCCACAGGCCUUCAAAAUUCUGUUGUAAUUGCAGAAUUUAUGGGAUCUUAAUAGGUUUUCGUGAGCAUUUUGCCCUUGGAUCAUAUGCUCAGGACGACCCAUUCAAUGGAUGUUAUAUCCAAAAGGCAUUUCU
Molecule: messenger RNA, 1085 nt
Organism: Abrus precatorius (Indian licorice)
Lineage: Eukaryota; Viridiplantae; Streptophyta; Magnoliopsida; Fabales; Fabaceae
Product: universal stress protein PHOS34
Exons: 3
Coding region: 103-750 (215 amino acids)
Source: RefSeq, a predicted model, not a curated record